Molecule: messenger RNA, 636 nt
Organism: Penicillium cataractarum
Lineage: Eukaryota; Fungi; Ascomycota; Eurotiomycetes; Eurotiales; Aspergillaceae
Product: superoxide dismutase
Exons: 3
Coding region: 1-636 (211 amino acids)
Biological process (GO): superoxide metabolic process
Cellular component (GO): mitochondrion
Molecular function (GO): superoxide dismutase activity; metal ion binding
Source: RefSeq, a predicted model, not a curated record
AUGGCAGCUCAGACUCACUCUCUACCCCCUCUUCCAUAUGGCUACGAUGCCCUUGAACCCGUAAUCUCCAAGCAGAUCAUGGAACUGCACCAUCUAAAGCACCACCAAACAUACAUCAACAACCUAAAUGCCGCCCUCUCCGCCCAAGUCACGGCUACCCAGACCAACGACGUCCCCACCCUGAUCAGCCUACAGCAGAAGAUCAAGUUCAACGGCGGCGGUCACAUCAAUCACUCCCUCUUCUGGAAGAAUCUGACUCCUCCCGGAACCCCGGGCAAUGACCUAGCUAGCGCUGCACCGUCACUUCGUGAAGCGAUCAACUCCCGAUGGGGAUCUCAUGAUGCUUUCGUCAAGGCGUUUGGUGCUGAACUGCUCGGUUUGCAGGGUAGUGGGUGGGGAUGGCUUGUGAGUAAGGGUGGACCGAAGGGUCGACUGGAGAUUGUCACGACCAAGGACCAAGAUCCGGUGGCUGCAUCUGAUGUCCCAAUCUUUGGGGUUGAUAUGUGGGAGCAUGCGUACUAUCUCCAGUAUCUCAACAACAAGGCUAGUUAUGUCGAGGGUAUCUGGAAGAUCAUCAACUGGGCCGAGGCUGAGAAGCGCUACACAGCUGGCGUGGAGAACCCGCUGAAGCUGUGA